Microcebus murinus (gray mouse lemur) is the source of this 4080-nucleotide messenger RNA. The record is from RefSeq and is a predicted model, not a curated record. NCBI's taxonomy places the organism in Eukaryota, Metazoa, Chordata, Mammalia, Primates, Cheirogaleidae.
CUUUUGUACUGAGGCAGGGACUGCUGGAGACCUUAGAGAAUGUUCGCUAAAGUUUUGGGGGUGAAAACCAAAGUGCAGCAGGUUGAGUGGCGAAGGGAGCACAAAGAAGUGAACAUAGCGUAGAAUAUUUUCUAAUGAAGAGAGAAAGGAUGGCGUCCAGAAGGGCAAGAUAUACGAUAGAGGAAAUGAUUUUAAGCAUGGAAGGAACCUGAACAGGUUUACUGUACGGGAGAAAAAUAUCCAGUAGAACAGCAGAUGAGGGAGAUGCAGGCAAGACAGGGGACUAAGAUUAAUUAAAGUCCUUGAGAAAAUGGAAUAGGAGAUACUGGGAUCUAGAGCAUGGAGAUAAGGUUUAGCAAGAUAAGGGACUUCAUGGCUCAAUCACUUGAUUUGUUUGAUAACAAGGUCAUCUUCUUAAGGUGAAGAGGGAAGAGUGCAGACAGCUUGAGACUACAGAAGGCUUGAUAUAGCAAUUGAGAAUUAUGGGAGAAGGAGCUGAGUCAAAAAGAGCCCCUCGUACAUCCACCUACCCCACCCUCAGAUUAGAAAUUCAUACUACGUGCCUGGGUGUUAUCUCUCAGAACCUCUUGGAAACAAGAGUCCUCAGUAGGCUCACUGCAGUCUUCAGCACUGCCGCCCAGCCGACCUUCCCUGUAGGGGGCGCUGUGACACGUUGCUCUCUCUCCCAGGCAGAGCCCAGAGCGGGACUCAAUUUGCCCGCCUAGCGCGAGAGUUCUCUGGAGGACGGUUGGUCCCAGCAGGCCUUGCGGCAAGACUCGGAGUCUCUCUGUGGUGUGCUACCCUGUCGCUCCGGUAGGGGUUGGUGGCCCUCCCGGAGGGCCCAGAUAGACUUCAGGGAUUAACUUUUUGUGAGGAGGACGGGACAAGGGGGAAGGAGGCUGAGGAGGAGGCUAAGACUGGACAAGGAAUGUAAAAGGACUAAGCGAGGAGGUGAGGGGUAGACCGGUUGACGGCCCACCGUUUCUAACGGUAGUUGUGGUGGGUCGUCUGACUAGGCCGCCACAGCCAUGGCCUUUGACUUUGGGGACCGCAGGAGCGGGUUUUGCCACAGAGAAGUGGUCAUGUUCAUCAAUGAAGAGGUUGUCAAUAAUGGUGGCAGCCCAGACUUCUACCUGAGCUUCUGCUCGCGGCCCUGGAACGAGAUAGAGGACGGCCUACGCGCCAUCGUGGCCGAUCCACAAGUGCCGCGCGCCAUCAAGCGGGCCUGUGCUUGGAGCGCGCUGGCCCUGAGCGUGCGCGUGGUCGCGAGGCAGCCAGAGCAGCAGGCACGCCAGGUCCGGUGGCUGCGGGAACAGAUGGAGGGGCACGAGGCAGCCAACCGGGCUUUGGCCUCCGACCUGCAGCGGGUGCGCCAGGAGCGUGAGGAGGUGGUCUUGCAGUUGCGUCGCGCGCGAGACGACCUGCAGCAGGUGCUGUACGAGCGUGACAUGCUGUACUGGCAGCUGCUUCAGGCGGAGAGGUCCGCCCAGGCCGACACGCUGACCCAGGACGAUGAAGAGCAGAGUGAGGCACUGGCCGCAGGGUCACAGGGUGGGCAAGUUGUGUUGUCCCUGACGGAGGAGGCCCAGAUAGCAUCUGUGACAGAUGUGCUUUACCAACCAGGACUCCCUAGUCCCUGGGUCCAGGUUGUUCAACCCCCUCUGCCAAUGCCGAUGCCCGCACCAUUGCCUGCACCAUUGCCCGCACCAUUGCCGGCACCAUUGCCUGCACCAUUGCCCGCACCAUUGCCUGCACCAUUGCCUGCACCAUUGCCGGCACCAUUGCCCGCACCAUUGCCUGCACCAUUGCCCGCACCAUUACCCGCGCCAUACCCAGUGGCAUUCCCGUACCUACCACCUUCCCCACUUAGUCUAAUCUCGGAAGGGGAAGUGAUGGCAGGUCUUUCAGUCCCACCCCAGUUGCCUAUUGGGUAUAUCUACCCACCUGGCCUGCAGUCCGCUGCAGUGGAGUCCCAGGAGGAAAUAGCCUUGCGGAGGGCCCAGAGGAGCCAAAGUCAGGGGGAAGGUCCUGUGAGGCCUCCUGGGAUGGCCCCCCUGAUUGACAGCAGAAGCCAAGUCCAGGAGGAAAGUGCUGUGAGGCCCCGUUUCAGAAACCUCUCUGAGCACGGCUUGGACCAAGGAGACUCAAGGAAGCAACAAUCUCAGGUACAAAUGGCCAAGCUACCAAAAGCUCCAGGAACUUUGCAUGAAGCUAAAAAAGCUCCACCUCCCAAAGCUGAAGAAGCUCCGGCUCCCAAAACUAAAGAAGCUCAGGCUCUCAUAGCCGAAGCAGCUCCGGCUCCCAAAGCUAAAGAAGCUCUGGCUCCCAAAGCAGCUCCGGCUCCCAAAGCAGCUCUGGCUCCCAAAGCCGAAGCAGCUCCGGCUCCCAAAGCUAAAGAAGCCCCAGCUCCCAAAGCCAAAGCAGCUCUGGCUCCCAAAGCCGAAGCAACUCCAGCUCCCAAAGCUAAAGAAGCUCUGGCUCCCAAAGCCGAAGCAGCUCUGGCUCCCAAAGCCGAUGCAGCUCUGGCUCCCAAAGCCGAAGCAGCUCUGGCUCCCAAAGCCGAUGCAGCUCUGGCUCCCAAAGCUAAAGAAGGCCAGGCUCCCAAAGCUGAUGCAGCUCCGGCUCCCAAAGCUAAAGAAGCUCUGAUUCCCAAAGCUGAAGCAGCUCUGGCUCUCAAAGCUAAAGAAGGCCAGGCUCCCAAAGCCGAAGCAGCUCCUUCUCCCAAAGCUAAAGAAGCUCCAGCUCCCAAAGCUAAGGAAGCUCCUCUGCCUCCCAAAGUUAAAGAAGCUCCGGCUCCCAAAGCUAAAGCAGCUACAGCUCCCCGUGUGUGAAUCCUGACAAAAUAUCCCUCUGGCUCUUAACAACCUUCACCUCAGUGGGACCUUAACUGGCUGGAGCUAAAAAAAAGUGCAAAGAAAUCAGGGAAAAGGAGACAUUCUGGCACAUAUUUUGCAACAAGGGAGAGCAGACAGAUUUUGUUAGAAUUUAAUCCUUCUGUUAACAAAAUGGGAUUGAUAUAGCCGAGUUCAAAUGGGGUUGGGAACGUAGUGUUAAAUUUUAGAGAUUAUAGCAAGUUUGUUGAAUUUCAUUAAUUAAUUAAACAAAUAGUCAUUGAUAGCCUAGUAUGUGUUAGAAACUACAAUUCUAAUGUUAUUAUCUGGUGCACACAUUAUAAUCUAAUUGGGUGAGUUUGGUCAGAUGACAAAGAGGCCUAAUUUGAAAUACAGUGUAGAUAAGGGGUAUGUCUUCUUUUUUUAUAUGUAUUUUUAUUCUUAAUUUUUUAAAUAAUUUUUUUCUUUUUCUUUUUUUGUUUUUGUUUUUUUAGUAGAAGCUGCCAUUGAAAGGGGGUGUGUCUUCCGAGCUUUGCAUGUAGUGUAGCCUUUGGAUAAACCCAGUUGAAAUAAUAUAAAGAUUUAUUUCUGUGAAUCUAGGGACAUCUAAGAGACUUUCAUGAAAGGCUUUGAGUGACUGAACUGCUCGUUUUAGUCCCAGUGGAGAUGAAUGGGCAGUGGCAAAUAUUGGGAAAGUGGCCUCACACAAGUACAGGCAGGGCUUUUCUCAUCCUCUGCAGAUGUCUUCCCUUGAGAGGGACAGCUAUUUUCCUAGUUGCCCACCAGCCUGCCUGAAAGACCACUGGGGUGACUUAAGGAAAGACAGUGCUUGGGGAAGUGUUAGCUACAUGCUCCAGCCCUCAGCCUUGGGCUGCUCCCAUCUCAGGUCCCUUUCCAAUCCACGGUGGAUGAAGAACAAAAUGGAUUUCAAGAACAGACAUUGGGGCCAUCAGGGUAUGGAUUGUGCUUCUCUUGGGAGGACUAAUUGGGUUAAAAAUAGAACUGGACUGGGGUGAGAACUCUUGAGGAUGCCUUGGACCCCUUCUCUUCCUCUUGUGUUCUAUGCAGGCUCUGCUCCCCCAAGGCAAGGAGGGAGCCAGGGUGGAGCCCAGGAGUGGGAGGUUAUAUCCACCUCCAGUCUGAGCUAAACUUGUCCUCGAGUUCCCCCAUAGAAUCCCACCCUGCUCACCAAGAUCAACCUUUGUCAGGGGCUUUCUGUUCUAACUCAUAAUAAAGAGUGUGCACUUGC